GAAAUAAGCUCCGCCCCGUCCCCUGUAUACACACGUAGGGGAGCACAUGGCUUCUGCUUCCUGGGAGGCCCCGCCCCUUCCUGUGACAUCACCAGGGGAGGGGGCGGGCACUAGGAUCCUCCAGUAUUGGAGAGGUUCCUUAGGUACAAGACAAUGGUCCUUUUUGUCAGUGACCGACCAAGGAUGGAGAAGGACAGAGACCACAUGUCUGGGAGGAUAUUAGACCUCACCCUAGAGAUGAUCUACUGGAUCACUGGAGAGGAUUACACAGUAGUGAAGAAGUCGUCUGGUGAGUGUGUGACACCCCGUGUGUCAGGAGGCUGGAGCAGGAGCCAGAGCCCCGCCCCCGAGGAGCCUCCACCUCAUUCACUGAUACAUGAGCAGAAGAUCCUAGAACUUACCUCCAGGAUCACUGAGCUGCUGACUGGAGAGGUGAGCGCUGCUGGGAAUGCUGGGACAUUAUACAAUAACACCAAGGUAUGAAGUGUCUGGAGGAGAAUUGUAUCAUUGUCUGUGUCAGGUUCCUAUAAGGUGUCAGGAUGUCACUGUCUAUUUCUCCAUGGAGGAGUGGGAGUAUUUAUUAGGACACAAGGAUCUGUACAAGGAUCAGGUCAUGAUGGAGGAUCACCAGUCCCUCACAUCACCAGAUGGAUCCAGUAGUAUAAAUCCCCCCGAGAGAUGUCCCCGUCCUCUAUAUCCUCAUGAUAGUAAAGAAGAAGAGCAAGAUAUUCCAGCAGAUCAUCAGGUCCUUAUUGUGGAAUCUUUGCAGGAAAGUUCUGGAGGAACAAUGAGUGGACUUGAAAACCCCAUAUCAGAGAAUGAUGGAUCCAGUAGUAUAAAUCCCCCAGAGAGAUGUCCCCGUCCUCUAUAUCCCCAGGACUGUAAAGAGGAAGAGGAGGAUAUCCCACUGGACCAUCAGGUCCUUACUGUGGGAACAUCGGAGGAAAAUUACGGAGGAACAACGAGUGGACUUGAAAAUCCCAUAUGUGUGUUAGAGAAUGGUAAUGGGGAAGAUGGGAUCAUAGACUCCCAGGGAAAUCUCCUUUUCUCACCUUAUUAUAAAGCAGAAGAAAAUCAAUCAAAAGUCGACAAAAUCAGAACCGGACUUGAACUGGGUAACAUUUUUGCAAGUUCUGAAUGUGCGAAUCAUUUUGAAAAGAAUUCUCACCUCUCCACCCAAGAAAGACCGUUCUCGUGUUUAGAAUGUGGGAAAUCUUUUACUCAUAAAUCAGUUUUUGAGAUACAUAAAAGAACUCACACAGGGGAGAAGCCUUUUCCGUGCAUGGAAUGUGGGAAAUGUUUUACUAGGAAAUCACAUCUAGUUGUACAUCAAAGAAUUCACACAGGAGAGAAGCCGUAUUCAUGCCCUGAAUGUGGAAAAUCUUUUAUAAUGAAAUCAAAUCUUGGGGAACAUCUGAAAAUCCACACGGGAUUGAAGCCGUUUUCAUGUUCAGAAUGUGGGAGAUCUUUUUGUCAGAAAGCAGGUCUUAUGAAACAUCAAAACACUCACACAGGAGAGAAGCCAUUCUCAUGUCCUGAAUGUGGGAAAUGUUUUACUCAGAAAUCAAGUCUUCUUAAACAUCAGAAAAAUCACACAGGGGAGAAUCCAUUUUCCUGCCUUGAAUGUGGGAUGUGGUUUAGGAAUGAGCAACAUCUUGAGAGACAUCAGCGAACUCACACAGAUGACAAACCAUUUUUAUGUCCGGAAUGUGGGAAAUGUUUCAGACUGAAAUCAACUCUUUAUAAACAUCAAAAAGGUCACACAGGGGAGAAGCCAUAUUCAUGUUCUGAAUGUUUGACGCGCUUUGUCCGGAAAUCGAGUCUAAUGCAACAUCUAAAGACUCACACAGAAGAGAAGCCUUUUACUUGUACAAUGUGUGAGAGAUGUUUUAAGUAUAAAUCGAGUCUUAUGGAGCAUCUAAAGAAUCACACUAAGGAGAUGCAAAAUUUUAAUAAGGAUGUGGGAAAUGUUCUAGCCUGAAAUCAGAUCUUUAUAAUGAACAGAUAAUUCACACAGGAGAGAAGACGUUUAUAGUCAGGGAUCAGGUCUUUUUCGUUAACUCAGAACUAACACAGGGAAGGAGUUAUAGUCACGUGCAGUAUGUAGGAAAUGUUUUAAUCUGAAAUCGGGUGAUCAGAGAUCUUAGGUUGGCUCGGAUAUGGCAGGUGUGGCACUUCAUUGUAGGACUUGCGGUCCCUUUUGUUGUAUUACUAUUUUUUUUAUUUUUUUUACUGUAAAUUUUAUUGCGUUUUUAACCCCUUAACAACAGACUUAAAGGGGUACUCUGCUGAAAAACAUCUUAUCCCCAAUCCAAAGGGGGCAUGGCGGCUGUAGUCGCCAGUCAUCCGGAACCCCCUGCUUAGACAUCUUCUCCCCUAUCCAAAGGAAAUAAAACAUUUUUUUGCCGGAGUACCCCUUUAAAUGUACAUCCUGGUGCCCUAGUACUUAGUGCUGUGUUCGCCUUAUAAAAUGUGAGCGACAGCUGCUAUCCGCAGUCAAUGUCUGACAUCAUUGAUCCCACCAAUAUCUGCUAUUAAUUUCUUAAUUGCCAUGAUCAAAAGUGAAAGCCUAAAAUGCAGGGGUCCAGUCUGUUUCUAUGACAGCCAGAGUCCCUCCGAAUACUUCCGUGUUGGCUUUGGGGAGAUAUUCUAAUAGAUAAUGCCUCUGGUAGACUCUAUUAGCAGAGCGCUGAUAACGCCGAGUUAUGCUAUGCCAUUGCAUAGCAUUGUUUAGUAUGAGCAAUCUAAUGAUUGCUUAUAACAGUCUACUAUGGGGACUUAAAAAGUGUAAAUAAAAUGUAAAAAAAAAAAUUUAGAACCUUUAAAGGGGUACUCCGCCCCUGUCAUCUUAUCCCCUAUCCAAAGGAUAGAGGAUAAGAUGUUAGAUCGCCGCGGUCCCGCUGCUGG
Messenger RNA from Hyla sarda, 2907 nucleotides. RefSeq names its product zinc finger protein 501-like. The transcript has 8 exons. The record is from RefSeq and is a predicted model, not a curated record. Lineage: Eukaryota; Metazoa; Chordata; Amphibia; Anura; Hylidae. Gene Ontology annotation, molecular function: DNA-binding transcription repressor activity, RNA polymerase II-specific. Bases 449 to 1981 code for a protein of 510 amino acids. Gene Ontology annotation, biological process: negative regulation of transcription by RNA polymerase II.